This is a messenger RNA of Bacillus rossius redtenbacheri, 1271 nucleotides long. RefSeq lists its product as uncharacterized. The record is from RefSeq and is a predicted model, not a curated record. Lineage: Eukaryota; Metazoa; Arthropoda; Insecta; Phasmatodea; Bacillidae. Bases 129 to 1271 code for a protein of 380 amino acids. The transcript has 5 exons.
GUGCGCGUGUGGCGGUGUGGGCUUGCCAGGCCGCCAGGCGGCGAGAAACGAUCGGCUCGAAAUCGGACUUACGUGUGGAGUGUCGACUUACUUGGACAUCGGACUGACUUGGAGGAGCGGCGUGAGACAUGGCCGACACAGCCCCGCGCCCGGCCGAGCCCCAGCUGCGCCGCGAGGCCGACGGCUCCGUCACCGAGAUCCUGGACAUGAUCCUGAACCGGCUGCCGGCGACCAGCCUGUGCGCCGGGGCCAAGCCCACGCUCGACAACGAGUUCGUGUACUACAGCUCGGCGCUGCGCACCCUGCUGCCCACCUUCGCCGGCUCGCCCGCCGCCCGCGCGGUCAUGCGCUGGGUGCACAAGCUGUACGGCCCCGCCUUCCACUGCGACAUGUUCAAGGAGAAGCGCAACAGGUACGUGCUGGCACUCGUGCUGACCCUGCUGGACGACGACGAGGCGCGCGGCAUGUUCGCCAAGCCACCGCCGGCGGGCGCGCUGGUCGAGGUGGGCGACUGGAGCCCGCCCGACACCCCGCCGCCGUCCUGGGAGCUGGACACCUCGUGGCAGGACGCCGGCGAGGACGGGCACGGGCACGUCUUCAACUACCGCUGCAGCGUGCACAAGAACGGAGUGCAGUGCCCGCCGGGGACACCGGACAGGCACGCGCUCGCCGACUGCGAGUUCCGCUUCCUGCUGCACCUGGCGCAGCCCUACGCUGCGCUGCUGCCCUCCGGCGACGACAAGAAGCUGCUGGCCGCGUGGCUGCAGGCGCUGUGCUCGGUGCGCCGCGACGCCUGCUUCCACAUGAAGGCCGUGCGCAACGACUACAUCAAGGCUCUGCUCGGAUACGUGAGCGAGCUGCGGGUAGCGGGCCCAUUCGUCGACUACCCGUCCACCACGCGCCUGCUCCCGCUGUACUCGGCCGCAAAACGGGCGGCGCGCGGCAAGCCGCUCACCGACCCCACGUCGCGCGAGGCCGCCGACUUCAUGCGCGACCAGCCGGCCAUCGAGACGGGCGCCUUCUGCUUCGUCGCCGUCACCGGCUGCUGCCCGGAGCGCAAGGCGGGCGCGCGCCCGCCCCGCCGCCGCCCGGGGGAGGCCGAGGACCAGGCGUCGCAGGCGUGCCGGCGCCUCGAGACGCACGCCUGCGUCGGCGGGAUCGCGUCCCGCCACGGGCUGCAGGUGCCGCCCGAGCCGGAGAGUCGCCGCGAGCGUGCUCCCAAGGGCGCUUCGUCCAGGAUCUCCUUCACCCUGCCGGGGCAGUCGUGCUGA